AUGAAGAAAUCCUCCGAGGUGUCUACUUCCAAGAGGGAAAAGUACCUCGGUUGGAUAACCAAGGACAGACAGGCGGCUAUGCACAAAUCCUUGAUCAUUGGUAUUGAUUUUGGAACAACGUUUUCCGGUGUAUCGUGGGUAACCGUCGCCCGCUUCAACAAGGAAGAUAUCAACGUUAUCACCGAUUGGCCUGGGACCCGUAAAGCCGAAGCAAAGCUCCUUUUGCUAAAGAAGGAGGAUAUGUGGAAAGAUCUUCGGGACUCAGACCAGAUUGUCAAAGCUAGAAAGCUACUACUCGAUUUGGGGAAAACUCCGGAGGAUUGCAUUGCGGACUAUCUCCGCGCACUUUGGAAACAUACCCUCAAGAUGAUUCGCAAGGGCCACGCAGAUUACCUGAUUGAGUCUCUGCAGUUCCAUGUGGUUCUUACCGUGCCCGCUAUCUGGAAGGAUUAUGCACGUACUGCAAUGCAAGAAGCCGCCAAAAGGGCCGGGAUUCUCGACCGUCGCAGUGCCGGCGAGACAACCUUGGUCCUUGCACCCGAGCCCGAGGCAGCCGGAUUGACAGCACUGCUUGAAUAUGGUACCGCCAUUAAACCAGGCGACGUGUACGUAAUUUGCGAUGCCGGGGGUGGCACCGUGGAUGUGAUCACCUACAAAGUUAAGGGCACUCAGCCUCUCAAGUUAGCCGAGGCUGUCGAAGGCGAUGGCGCUCUUUGUGGUGGUAUAUUCAUUGAUGAAGAUUUCAUAACAAAAUGCUCAAGGCGUAUUGGUCUCAAAUGGUCUCAAUUUAGUGAAGCACACCGAAACGCCAUCCUGGAAGAUGAAUGGGAAGUCGACAUUAAGUGGCGAUUCUGUCUAAAAGACCCUAGCGCUAAAUGGCUACUAUCCAUUGAGAAUGGUCCAUUAUCGGGUGCAGACUUGGAAGAUACAUCCCGCAUGCCUCACAUCAAGAGAGGCAUUAUACACUUCUCAAGGAAAGUUUAUUUCAAUCAACCCACUACUUACUUACCUUCCACUAACUUCAGAUUCAGCUCUGAUAUUAGGGAGGUUUUUGACGCUAGAGCUACUCCUGGGCUUCUUAAACUAGUAGGCACGCAAAUAGCCAAAGCCCAAGACAACGGCCUCAGUGUGACGGGGAUUGUUCUUGUCGGAGGCCUCGGCUGUAACGAAUAUCUAUCCGAAUCCCUUGAUGCCAAAUAUGGCAGUCAAGGCAUCGUUAUUUGUCGCUCUAAAGACAAGGACCAAGUGCGUUCUGCUAUCUGCCGCGGGGCCAUUCUCAAAGGUCUUAUAACUGCUCCAAUCGACGAUCAUAUACCGAACGCUCCUCGUAUCCUUUCAACUAUCUCCAGAACAUCUCUGGGUAUCCGGAAGUCCUCGAAAUAUCAGAAGGGAGUUCAUCGCAAAGAGACUAGGGUUUUCCAUGAGAUUGAGGGCUGUUACAAAGUGUAUAAUGUGAUGCAUUGGUAUAUUGAAAAGGGGAAAGAGGUUGAAACAGAUCGUCCUAUCAGGAAGAAGUUAUACAAAUCAUCGAGCAUGGAUGCCCACCUACCAUCUCACUUAGAUUUCACGAUUCUUCAGUGUGAGAGUGAACACCCGCCUAAGUACAAGACUGACCUUGUGACGCGGCAUUCUACCAUUGGGUUCAAGCUUGGGCACCUUGGAGACAGUGCCUGGAAAGUACAUGAAGCCCCCGGUGGUCGAAGAUUCAGGAAACUCAACUACACACUUGAGAUGGUGCCAUCCGGUGCCUCUACAGAGAUUUCAAUGUGGAUCAAAGGCGAGAAGCUGGGAUCAAAGUAUAUAUCGAUUCAAUUUGACUAG
Penicillium verrucosum is the source of this 1821-nucleotide messenger RNA. Its product is annotated as Hsp70 family protein. Gene Ontology annotation, molecular function: ATP-dependent protein folding chaperone; ATP binding. Lineage: Eukaryota; Fungi; Ascomycota; Eurotiomycetes; Eurotiales; Aspergillaceae. The transcript has 8 exons. The record is from RefSeq and is a predicted model, not a curated record. Bases 1 to 1821 code for a protein of 606 amino acids.